This is a messenger RNA of Aedes aegypti (yellow fever mosquito), 1820 nucleotides long. RefSeq lists its product as uncharacterized. NCBI's taxonomy places the organism in Eukaryota, Metazoa, Arthropoda, Insecta, Diptera, Culicidae. The coding region runs from base 434 to 1657 and encodes 407 amino acids. The record is from RefSeq and is a predicted model, not a curated record. The transcript has 3 exons.
UCAAUCAUAAGGCAAAUUUUCGUGGCAAACCAAAUGGCUUUGGCUACUCCCAUGUAAAUAGCAUAUAAAAAGUUUGCAAAUGGUCACUUGUUACAGAAUGGUCCAACUAUUAUGCUUUUGGCGAACAUGUUUUCAAUAUCUGGUCUCAAUCACUGCCAAGGUACAAGGUAAAAACGAUACUGCUUGACUCAUAAACAGCAGCCGUAAUCGUCGUGCCCUAUCCAAGUUUACCAAACAUAACCAACCAGUGAACAACGCCAAAACAUGGCAUUUCUUUGCUUUCAUCCCACGGUCAUUAUCACGUACUGGAGAGUCCAAAGUAUAAAAUCAGCACUUUUGUGGCGUGCCGCUUGACUAUAGGCACUAGUUAGCAAGUGGAGUGGAAUCAGUGCAGGGUUGGACAUUUUCGCGUUGAGGUUGCUCCAGUGGUGUAAUGAUCAUCAUGCGGGCCCUCGUAGCAACGGUUCUCCUGAUUACGGUUGUUCUAGUGUCGAUUGUCCUGAUUAACGCCAACUCGAGACACGUGCGGAGUGGAGCGACGAUUACCCGAAACGAUGACGGAGAUUUGGUUGAGGUGGAUAGGACGGAGGCCGAGGUGAUUACUAGUGGGUCGUAUGAAGAUGAACUGUUGGGAAGUAAUCCUGAGCAAAACCAUAAGACCUUUGAGUUUGAGGAUUCACUUACGGAUAGUGUGAAAAGUUCCGAGAGUAGUACUUUGAUUAAUGCAAUCAGAAAAGCAGGUGAAGAGUCGGAUAACGAACAGUCGAACACCAGCAGCCAAGUGGAAUUGAAUCAGGCAGCGGAGUCGGAGGCAUUAGCCGAUGGUGGAGAGGAUGAAGAAAUUGUAGUCCUACACGAGACUCACAACAUCGAUCCAGUUCAAUCGUUCGACGAAGUAGUGUACACUGAAGAAGUGGCUGUAGAUUCCAAGAGCACUGAAUCCUUCGAUGAAGUAACGGGUCGUUCGCCGACUACUCCCGAACUGACCACGGAGGAUGUUUACUAUGUCGAAGAUGCCCCAGCCGAAGCAAAGGCCGAGAAACAGGAAGAGCAGGAAUCUGAAAACACAUAUCUUGAGCCACACACAGUUAACGAUAUCAAGAGUCUUCCGAAAGAAAAUCAAUGGGGAAGUCGAAAAACAUCACCUGCUACAGAGCGACAGACUCCGUUAGGGUACGAGCCCGAAAGCUACAUCGUGGUGGAUGAAGAUAUGUUCAAGUCAACGAAAGCCGAAUUGGAAAAUGCGUUCGCAGAACAGGGUGAUCUACUAGCAGCCAGUUCAAGCAUUAGCAGUCGACCGUUGGAACGAAAGCAGAGGGCUGCUGUGGGUAAUCCUGAAACUAUCGUACUGAAUCGAGCUCCAAUCGUUCCCCACUUCGACGAUGAGUAUCGGGAGCCGGGAUGCCCUCACAUGUUCCCGCCGCCACCACCAAGGCCACGAUAUGUCCAUUCGAUGGAACGCGGUGCCCGGCCAAGCUACCCCGGACUGGAGUCGAUCUACAAUCCACACAAUUGGGAUGCACACAACAUGAACCUGCUCCGUUUUCCGCAAUGCUCGGCCUGUCAGCGGAAGCAGGUUCCCCUGUGCCGCAGCUGCGGAAGAUGCAGCGAAUGUUGUCUGCACAGCGGGUGCACCUGUGGCUGUCUACAUUCUUAGUGUUUGGAUGCACCUAUACCUAUGUAGUUUUUUUUUAAAUAUAAGUAUUGAUUGUUGACUUACUUUUUCCUGUAGUGUUUUAGUUUUCUCCGCAAAUGGCUCCACACUGGGGACAUUGACCAUUAUUGUUUUAAAUUUUGACACAAACGCGAAUAUCACAACC